This is a messenger RNA of Prorocentrum cordatum, 2091 nucleotides long. Lineage: Eukaryota; Dinophyceae; Prorocentrales; Prorocentraceae. The record is from the annotation of a GenBank genome assembly.
AGCCGUUUUGUCUCGAACCUUGCCUCGGCUCCCAGCUCCUGGCUCCCCCAGGCGCCUCCAUAUCACCCACCGUAUCUAUUGUGCAUCGCGAGACAGCCCAGCGGAGAUGAUCUCCCUCGUCGGACUGGGCUACGCAGGCUUUGCGGCCGUUUGCUUCGGAGUGCAAUAUGUUCCUGUCAAGGACAACGAGAUUCACGACGGCACCCUUUUCCAGUGGUACAUGUGCAAUGGCAUUCUCAUGGUCGGAUUCGUGGUUGCCAUCAUCGCUGGCCAGCUCCACAUGGGCGACGACUUGCUCAUUGUCCUCGGCGGCGUGUACUGGGGUCUGUCCAACUACCUGGUGCUCCCAUGCGUGAAGCUUCUAGGAUUGGGCCUCGGCUUCUCAUUGUACCACUUCGUGAAUCUCAUGGUGACCUACUGCAUCGGGCGCUUCGGGCUGGCUGGCAUGCCCAAGAUGGUGGGCAACAUGGCCGUGUGCGACGCUGGCUGCCUGAUGAUCCUCAUCUCCUUCGCCAUCAUGCUCUCGAUCGAGGAGGACACCCAUGGCAAAAAGGACGAGGCGAAGGAGCCCGAGAGCGUCGCGAAGGUGCGGGACCAGUACCGCGACUGGCGGGAACAGAAGUGCGACAGCGCGGCCCAGGACCAGAAGGGUCGGGCGCCCCAGGAGCAGGACCGUCGCCUUUCAGCUGUCCAACGUUCUCACCGACAUCUCCUUCGGCGAGAAGGGCACGCACCGCCUGUCGGUGGGCGGCUUCUCGGUGCACGGCGCGCCGCACGUGGAGCUGCAGAUCCGGGAGGAGGCGGUCCUCGCGGGCGCCGACCCGCUCCCGGACGAGGUCGGCAAGGCCACCGAGGAGAGACGCCCCUGCUGCCAGGGCACAAGAGCGGGAACGACGCCGGCGGGCGGACCCUCACGUCGGCGGAGGCGGGGCUCUCGUCCGCGAGGUGCCGCGCGUCGACGAUGCCGCCCCGGAGGGCCCGGCUGAUGACCAUGAAGAGCCUGUCCAGCGAGGACUCGCCGAGGUCGCGGUUCCUCCUGCGGCUCGGCGGCAUCUUCCUGGCCAUCUGCGCCGGCGGCCUCUGCGGCAUCCAGGGCGUGCCCGGGGCCCUGCACGUCCAGAAGUACCCAGAUCAGCCCGCCAUCGCUGUGGUGUUCCCGCAGUGCGUGGGGAUCUGGGUCGCGUCGAGCGCCAUCUACCUCGCCUACUCCACGUUUGCCGAUUGGCAGGGGUGGGAGGUGCACAACUCGGUGAUCCGGCCUGCGUACUUCAGCGGCUGCAUCUGGACUGCGGGCUUUGUGUUCCUCACGCUGGGGGUGAAGCAGCUUGGCUUCUCCAUCUGCUACACGAUCGACGCCGUGUUUUUUCCUGCUUCUGCCAUCGCCAUCGCGGGACUCCUCUCCGUGUUCGUUUUCAAGGAGAUCCAGGGCACCAGGUCCCUGCUGCUCUUCGCGUGCGCCUUCGUGCUGCAGGGCACGGGCGUGUCCCUCAUCGCCUUCUUCGGCAGCGGGGGCGCGUGAGCGGCCGUCGGCAUCGGCCCGCGCGUGCACGGUCUGGACCAGCAGGGUCACCGUUCACACUUGGCUGCCUCGCUGCCCUGACUCUCGGAUCGGCUGCCCUUCUGGUGCCGCCGCGGUGCCUCGUGUGCCCAGCUCUCGGGGUCCGUGCUGCCAGCGCGCGGCGCCGCGUGGUGCCGUGCCCGCCGAUCUUCUUGAGUCCGUCGCCCCUGUUGGUGCCGUGCGGUGCCAGCUGCGCCCCCGCAUCUCGCAGCCAUCACCCGUCCUGUGCUGUGUGGUGCGGCGUGCUCUCGUCUCCAGCCAUCGGAUCCGCUGCCCGCGCGUGAUGCGGUGAGGAGCUCUGGGGUGCCUCGUGUUGCUGUGUCGCCUGUCUCCCGAAUUAAAGCUGUGCGUAGCCCGCCUAGCUUUUAGCGGAAGAGGUUCGCUCUCGCCCCGCCGACCAAACAACAAAAAAACAAGUGUUGCUGUGUCGCCUCUCUGCGGCCGCUCCUCUUCCGCUCAUCGGGCUCACCUGCGCUUUCAUGUGACCCAGCCCCUGCUACGACCGCCUCGCGCGUCCGCCGAGUCCGAGGCAA